Messenger RNA from Naegleria fowleri, 555 nucleotides. RefSeq lists its product as uncharacterized. NCBI's taxonomy places the organism in Eukaryota, Heterolobosea, Eutetramitea, Acrasida, Naegleriidae. The transcript has a single exon. Bases 1 to 555 code for a protein of 184 amino acids. The record is from RefSeq and is a predicted model, not a curated record.
AUGUUUAAAAGAUCCAUCGGGAUCACAAUAACGAUCGUCUUGCUUUUAUAUCUGAUAUUGGACAUGUUAGUUUGGGUGAAUUGUUUUGAAUUUAAUCGUUAUUUUGAAUUAAACAAGGACAAAUCGAUCAUGUGGACGAAAUGCUCCAAAGAUAUUGAUGGCGAUAACCAGGAUGAAAAUAAUUCUCCAAGGCCGAUUAACCAUUUUGACUGUGCCUACAUUGAGGUACCAUUAAAUUGGACACUCUCGCCGUCAUCUACACAACAGCAAGGCGCCAAUCCUUCAAAUUCUCAAGAGGCCCUAAUUUCUAUUAGAUUGAAGAGAAUUUCAGCAGAUGCUUCUGUGAGAAAGGGACAAUUUUGGUUUCAUGUUUGUCCUCUUUUUGAAUUUGACAAAUCAGUUGAUUUGUCGUUUGAAACAGUUGCUGUUGACAUGUUUCAGCAACUCAAUCGAGAGUACGAUGUAUUCAUUCCUAAUAUUAGAGGUAGCCCUGGGUCAAAACCUCUCUAUCAAUGCCAGCUGGAGGUUAAAUCUCAGGAAACUUUUUUCAACUGA